AUGACUAGAGAAAGAAUGCGUCGACGAGCUGCAAACAAAAGGGCGUUGAGAGAACUAGAUGAGCAACUUGGCAUGGGCGUUGCUUUGCUUGAGGAAGAAAACCAGAGCCGCUGUGGUUCACGAGAAGGCCGUGGCCCAAAUGUGGAUAGAUAUAGACAUUCUCGGGGUAAGAAUCUUCUGGAAGAUUAUUUUAUCCCACAUUCUCUGUACUCUGAUGUUCAUUUUCAAGCGAGAUAUAGAAUGAAACCCCAUUUAUUUAAUAAAGUCAUGCAUGAUAUUUGCAAUUACGAUGAAUACUUUGUUCAAAAGAAAAAUUAUGCUGGAAAUUUGGGGCUUCUUCCCAGGCAAAAGUUCACAGUUGUGAUACGAAUGUUGGCGUAUGGGUCAUCUGCUGAUCAGGUGGAUAAGAUUGCUCGGAUAGGGAAGUCCACUAUUUUGGAGAGCUUGGUGGAUUAUGGCAAUAGGAAAGGGCAGAAAAGCAUCAUCCUUGAAGCAGUUGUUGGUUUUGAUACAUGGGUUUGGCACGCCUUCUUUGGAGUUGCCGGCUCUCAAAAUGAUUUGAACGUCCUAGGUCAAUCCCCGGUGUUCAAUGAUGUUCUGAGAGGCCUCGGCUCCUUUUCGCCUCCUUCCUCCCAAUAG
Molecule: messenger RNA, 639 nt
Organism: Prunus armeniaca (apricot)
Lineage: Eukaryota; Viridiplantae; Streptophyta; Magnoliopsida; Rosales; Rosaceae
Source: the annotation of a GenBank genome assembly